Myodes glareolus (Bank vole) is the source of this 657-nucleotide messenger RNA. Lineage: Eukaryota; Metazoa; Chordata; Mammalia; Rodentia; Cricetidae. The record is from RefSeq and is a predicted model, not a curated record.
CUCCGGGGGAAAUUAAAAAAGAAAAGAAAAGAAAAGAAAAACUACAAACUCCGCAGAAACCUGCGGCGUCUCUUGCAAACGGCCGCAGUUAAAAACAACGAAGGAAUCCCGGCAGAAGGGAUAAACUCCAUUGGGGCGUGGUAGUUCGUGAUCUCGCGCUUGUCGUUUGGGUCUUGGUCUGCAGACCCUUAGAACCACCGGGCUCCAGCGCAGCUAUGAACUUGGAGCGGGUGUCCAAUGAGGAGAAGUUGAAUCUGUGCCGGAAGUACUAUCUUGGUGGUUUUGCAUUCCUGCCUUUUCUUUGGUUGGUCAACAUUUUCUGGUUCUUCAGAGAGGCCUUCCUCGCCCCAGCCUACACAGAGCAGAGCCAAAUCAAAGGCUAUGUUUGGCGCUCAGCUGUGGGCUUCCUCUUCUGGGUAAUUGUUCUUACCACCUGGAUCACCAUCUUCCAGAUCUACCGGCCCCGCUGGGGUGCUCUUGGGGACUACCUUUCCUUCACCAUUCCCCUGGGCACCCCUUGAUAACCUCACAAGCUGGAAAGCUGGCGAUCUGUUCUUUCCCCCAAGAUGGGCUUCUCUGCUCUAAGCUUUUCUCAAACCCUAAAGACUGUCUGUCCCCCAUUUCCCAUCUGCUCUAAUAAAUGAUCCUAACUUUAAA